This is a messenger RNA of Salvelinus fontinalis (brook trout), 3184 nucleotides long. RefSeq names its product protein shisa-5-like. Lineage: Eukaryota; Metazoa; Chordata; Actinopteri; Salmoniformes; Salmonidae. The transcript is spliced from 5 exons. The record is from RefSeq and is a predicted model, not a curated record. The coding region runs from base 258 to 1040 and encodes 260 amino acids.
UGAAGAAAUAAGAAGGAAUAGGGGGGAGCUAGACAGCCUGCGGUGCCGCUUUGUGGACAACAACUCCCAUUGUUGGGCGGAGAGACAAGUCUCUUGUUGGUAUAUCCAUUAUCUUCGUUUGAAAAACAUCGUGUCGCAUUGGUAUGCGUUGAAUACUGCAUCGAUCUCCCGUCACUAGUUGGGUUUAGCAUUUUGGUAGGGACAUAGAAAGUAGCUAUCGUACCGGGAGUCGUGUUAGCAUCGGAAUUAACGGAGCCAUGGCGAAAAGUCUGUCCCUUGUUACUGUCAUUUUGUGUGGGUCUCUGAUCCCUUUCGUGACAGCUGGAGAGGACUGUGAAGCCUACCUAAAUGCCUUCGGCCAUUACCAGACCAAACGGGACUGCAGUACAUACCAGUGGUGCUGUGGAACGUGUGACAAUAGAUACUGCUGCAGUAGCCUGUCCCUCAGGCUGAGUGAGUCUGAACAGGACCACUGCAUAUUCAGUGGCAAUAUGAGCACUUUGACCAUCUCGUCAUUCGUAGUGACAGCUGUCAUCUUCAUGAUCAGUUUAAUCUGUUGCUGUGUGUGUCCCUGCUGCUGCUUGUACAAAAUGUGCCGGAAGCCCAGACCGGUGAUCUCCACGACCGCCCACACAACGGUGGUGAAUACCCACUACCCCCAGCAGCCCGUCCAGCCCUACCAGGGGGCCCCCCAGUACCCUGCCUACCAGACCGUGCCGGUCCAACCUGGGUAUGGGGUUCAGCCUCAACCCGGCUAUGGAGGUGGCCAGCCCACAGCACCAGGCUACCAGGGACAGCCUUUCCAGCCAGGACCACCCCCUCCUUACCAAGAGACUGGUCCAGCCUAUCCUCCUGCUAUCCCAGUGUCUUAUAGUCAGGCUGGGUUCAGUCCAGGACAGCUAUCUUACCCCCUCCAGGCUCCAGCCCAGCCUCAGCCAGCCUAUCCCUGUGCACCUCCCGCCCAGCCCGACUUCCUCUCUGCACAGCCUGCCUACAACCCUGCCUUCAUGGAGCCCCAGCCUCCCAAGACUGGCAACUGAAGAAGCUCCUCCCCUCCCAUUCUCCAUCCACCCGCUCUCGUCAGACAGACAGACAGACAGACAGAUGGGAAAGAAACAGACAGAUGGGAAAGAAACAGACAGACAGAAACAGACAGACAGACAGAAACAGACAGACAGACAGAAACAGACAGACAGACAGAAACAGACAGACAGAAACAGACAGACAGACAGAAACAGACAGACAGAAACAGACAGACAGACAGAAACAGACAGACAGACAGAAACAGACAGACAGACAGAAACAGACAGACAGAAACAGACAGACAGAAACAGACAGACAGAAACAGACAGACAGAAACAGACAGACAGAAACAGACAGACAGAAACAGACAGACAGAAACAGACAGACAGACAGAAACAGACAGACAGAAACAGACAGACAGAAACAGACAGACAGAAACAGACAGACAGACAGAAACAGACAGACAGACAGAAACAGACAGACAGACAGAAACAGACAGACAGACAGAAACAGACAGACAGACAGAAACAGACAGACAGAAACAGACAGACGGGACAGAAACAGACAGACGGGACAGAAACAGACAGACGGGACAGAAACAGACAGAUGGGAAAGAAACAGACAGACAGACAGAAACAGACAGACAGACACAGACAGAAACAGACAGACAGACAGAAACAGACAGACAGAAACAGACAGACAGACAGAAACAGACAGACAGACAGAAACAGACAGACAGAAACAGACAGACAGACAGAAACAGACAGACAGAAACAGACAGACAGACAGAAACAGACAGACAGACAGAAACAGACAGACAGACAGAAACAGACAGACAGAAACAGACAGAAACAGACAGACAGAAACAGACAGACAGACAGAAACAGACAGACAGAAACAGACAGACAGACAGAAACAGACAGAAACAGACAGACAGAAACAGACAGAAACAGACAGACAGAAACAGACAGACAGACAGAAACAGACAGACAGAAACAGGAAGGAAAGAAACAGACAGACAGACGGGAAAGAAACAGACAGACAGAAACAGACAGACAGACAGAAACAGACAGACAGAAACAGGAAGGAAAGAAACAGACAGACAGACGGGAAAGAAACAGACAGACUGGCUGACUGACUGGUGGGAUAGAAACUGGCUGACUGACUGGUGGGAUAGAAACUGGCUGACUGACUGGUGGGAUAGAAACUGGCUGACUGACUGGUGGGAUAGAAACUGGCUGACUGACUGGUGGGAUAGAAACUGGCUGACUGACUGGUGGGAUAGAAACUGACUGACUGACUGGUGGGAUAGAAACUGGCUGACUGACUGGUGGGAUAGAAACUGGCUGACUGACUGGUGGGAUAGAAACUGGCUGACUGACUGGUGGGAUAGAAACUGGCUGACUGACUGGUGGGAUAGAAACUGACUGACUGACUGGUGGGAUAGAAACUGACUGACUGACUGGUGGGAUAGAAACUGACUGACUGACUGGUGGGAUAGAAACUGACUGACUGACUGGUGGGAUAGAAACUGACUGACUGACUGACUGGAGCCAUACAUAGUCAUGAUCCGGUCAAUUCACUAAGCUGUUCUCACCUUAUCAAUAUGACUCUGACCUGUUCUCACCUUCAUCAAUAUGACUCUGACCUGUUCUCACACGUGGGAUUGAACUGAACUAUGGUUGUAUCCCAAAUUGCACCCUAUACGGUGCACUACCCUGGUCAAAGGUAGUGCACUACAUAGGGAAUAGGGUGCCAUUUGGGACCAAUCCUGUGUGUUGACUUUGUUUUAGGGCCAGGAGUUUUCCUGGUUGCCUCGUAACCUGUCCAGGAGACUUUGGUUCAGGGUAUAUUUAGGGCCUGGUCAAGCCUUGGGUUUCAUCUCAAAUGGUAUCUUAUUCCCUAUAUAGUGCACUACUUUUAACCAGGACCAAUGGUCAUGGCUGUGGUCUAAAGUGGUGCACUAUAUAGGGAAUAUGGUGCCAUUUGGGAAUAACUCCGGGCCCCUGUGUUAAGGGUACUGUCUCAUGUUAUUCUUGUUAGAGUAUGUUCAUUACAAACCACACGGAGGAAAACUACCUUGGUUUCUGUUGCAAAGCGUUUUUUUCCGAUGAACCACAACCCAGGAUGAAAUUAAACAUCUGUCAUUUCCAUCAAGUUA